CGCAAGCAAACAUUCUUACGUUCAUAGACCGAUACAUUCAUUUUGAUGCCAAACUUUGUUGACAAGUUUCAUUGACUUGUUAAAGAGAAUUUCACGCUAUAAUCUCAUAUGUUCUACAAAUCAAUCGUAUCUUUCACACACACACACACACACACACACCACACACACACACACGAACGGACGGACGGACGGACGUACACUCCACCAGUCCGACCACACACGCCUCGCCUGAUGCCAGGGUCGCAGUCCACAGAGAGGCCGGGCGCGGCAGACGAAGAGGGCGCCUCCUUCGUGCUUCCUGAAGUAUCUUAUGCGACAGUUUUCGUAAGGUGUUUCGGGAGUGAAUCCCUGUUAUAAACCUGUUAGUGAAAGUACUGAGUACCAUUUACAUGUAGUGACAAGUGUUUUCGAACAGCAAGUUAUGGUUUUUAGUAUCGUGACUUUGUGGUACUGAAAAGACAUUUUGUGGACUUUCAGAAAAGAAGAAUAUUUACUUGACAGUGAACCAAUGAGGUGACAAAAAUGGGGACAUUCCAGAAGUUCUGCCUCAGGUGGAACAAUCACACAACAAAUCUUCUUGGAACUCUUGGCCACAUUCUUGCUUCUGAACAACACUCAGAUGUCACAUUAUGCUGUCAAGGUGAAGUUUGGCGGCUACACAAACUGGUAUUGUGUGCAUCCAGCAGUCAUUUUGAGAAGUUACUUGGUGCACUUCCUCCUGGCAACUCUCCAAUAGUUGUAUUGGAUGGUCCUCAUCCUCAAGAUGUUGCUUCUUUAAUCCACUUCAUUUAUCAUGGGGAAGUAAAUGUUGAUCAAGAAAACCUUGCAUCCCUUCUCAGAACAGCUGAAAGCCUCAAGAUUAAAGGUCUAGCAGAAGUUUCAUCAGUAACCAGUGGUGGUGAUCACAAAAGUCAUAGUGAAGAUGAGUGUCUAAGGCAACACAACAGAGGCAGAUCAAGGGUUGACAACUGCCAUUCUACUCCAAUAUACAGUCUUUGUGGUGAAUAUUCAACAGGAAUGUAUGGCUUUAUUCCACAGCCUCUAUCUCCUCAUAACCAAGUAGCUGAUCCCUUAGAACGAGAUCCAUCUCCUCUAAAUCUUUCCUUCAAUGGUACUUUAAAAAAUAUUCACGAUGAAACUCCUCAGGAGAGACAAGAGAGACGAAAUCGACUUGAUGACCUUCUGUAUGCUGCUACUGAGCGUAGCAAAAAGGAAGAGAGAAGAGAGGCUCGUCGGGAGGCACGUGAGGCAGCUCUUCGUGAGGCUGCAGCAGUUCGGGAGUCCUCAGUUAUUCUUUCAAAUGACCAGGCUGUCAUUCCUCCUGCAAAGCGUGCCAGGAUGGGUGAUAUUCCUCGACCCUCAAGUCAUCCUGCCCAUCCAGCUUUCCACAUUCCUUUGGUAAAUUUGACUAUUCCUUCCAGUGCUUCAGCAUCAGUCAUUGCAACUCAGAAUCUUUCUACUCAAACCUCCUGUCCUCCACAAAAUUCUCCUCAUGAAAAUGCAUCUGUAGUUGUCCAAAAUACAAAUAUCCAACUGGAACAACUUGAAAGACAAGAUACUGAGGAAACUUUGGAAAAAUCUCCAUGUAAAAGUGAAAAAGCUGAAGAACCUAGUGACAUAAAUACCAUUGAGGAAACUGCUCUGAACAGUGAUGAGAGUGAUACUCAAAGUGCCCCUGAGACUCCCAGUGAGGCUGCUACUGUCUCAGUUCCCCAAGUUGCAGCUCCCUCGACCACUACAACUGCUACACAAGUGUGUACCUCCUAUGGGGUUGAUGGUGUAAGCCAGACAUCAUCUAUAUCCAUAGCUGUCUCAAAUACCCACCUCAGUUCCACAAACAGUACUGUUAAUACUCCUCCAUCAGAGCAAAAUGAGGAGAAGGUUACACCAUAUUAUCACAGUAUCUUGCAGCAGGUUGCAGAAGGAAAUGCAAGUGGAGAAACUGUAUCUUCAAAUGCUCAGAGAGUCACCAUCAACAUGAGAACAUUUAAGGAGGAAUGGAGAAGGCAGCUGCUAGUUGACUAUGACACACGAACUAACAUGAGCAUUUGCAUGCUUUGUUUCACCACCUUCAAGUCUUAUGAUGGACCCAGGAAAAAUACUUAUGUUAAACAUGCUAAGCGUUUCCAUCCAUCUUUAGAAGAAUAUUCUGAACAAGAACGGGACCUCAUCAUCAAUAUGUAUGAAAAGUACCACAAGUAUGAUGUAGAUAUGCAAAAAGAGGUGAACAAGUCUUACAGAGCUGCAAAUGCCAUAGUAGCCUUGGGUAAGAAGGGAGCCAAGCAUUCUGAUACAAGCACUGAAGCAGCAUGUGCCAAUGACCUUAACCUCAAGAUUACAGCUGAGGGAGAUGGGCAUGAUGAAAGUAAAGAAACUUCUGAAGCAUCAAGUCAAAAAGAAGAAGAAUCCUUAUGUGUCUCAGGAAAAAGCCGAUCACACACUCCUGAAAGUGAUGUCAGUCUUGAAGCAAGUGAAAGGAAUCCAGAAAAAUUUGAAAGUGAAGAUAGCAGGGAAAAUGCAAAGAAUAAUAAUAUUUCCACUGCACAGCUGCAAAAAAGGAGUUCAGUGAGUAUGAGAAGUAAAACAGCCACAUCAGCCACAACAGUUACUGUGUGAGUUAAUUAUUUUGUGUUAAUCCUUGUAUUAUUUUACAGUAACCUUUGUAGCUUUAGCAUGUUUUAGGUAACAGCCAAGAACUUCAAUGUGAUAUAAAUGCUGACUGAGAGAAAGUGUCUUUAUUUUAUUUAUUUUUCUUAUUCCAACCUUGUUAUCUUUAUGUUAAAGAAUUUAAGAAAAGUCUACAGUUAUUAACUGUAGCUUUUGUGAUGAAUUAGAAUAUGUAUUUUAAAGAAAGAAGCUUUAUGCUCAAUAUGCAGUCAUAGUUGAUGCUUACCUUGCGAGAAAUUAAUGUACCUAUUUACUCAAAUAUAAAAUUAUUAAUAUUCAGUAUGGAAAAAAGCUUUUACUAAGUUGUCAUGUAUAAUAUAAUAAUGUCAUAUGCAAAUUGAUUAUGUUUACUUUGAAUAAGGAAAUUAUAGUAAUGUUUUGCUUUGGUUAUUUGUUGCAUCUGAUUAUACACAUGGCAGUUACUAUGAAAAAAAAAAAAUCAUACUCAUUUAUUUAAUGGUACCUUAAAGUUUGCAUAAAUGUAUUGGAAUGUUCUUGAGUACAAAGCAGAUUUCUUUUGUAGAUACUAUUUUAUACACAACAUAGGUAUUUCUAUAUACAAAUUAAGUUGAAACUUCAUUCUCCAUUUUGACAUCAGUGACAUGUUGCUUAAUUAUCUUGCCACCAAAUCAAGGUUGCAUUGAAGAUGCUAUUUUUUCUAAUAGGGAUUGACCACCAGCUGGUUGCAGUACAAUAUUUUAAUACUGUCAAAAUUUUUUUUCAUGAUUUGGCUAGGUUACUGUAAUAACCUAGAUAAACCUGACCUUAUACUUUGUUAUUAAUAUCUACAGCUACCUGCACUUAAAAUAUGCAUUUUUGAAGAAAAUAUAUAUUGGUGUUACUAAUUUUUGUGUAAAAUAUGUGGGAUUUAGAAUAUUGAAAAUAAUGACUAUGACAUGAUAAGGGCUAAGUGUUAAGUGCAUGGACACCCGCUAAACAAAUUAUAUCAUUAAAACUUGUAACCAGUGCAGCAAAUAUAGCCAUAUCAUUGUUGAAUUAUAAAUAUUAACCAUGUUGAAAGAACAAGUAGCAUCUUAAGUGUCUCCUAACUUUUCAAAGUUAUUUAUAUUUUAAUUUUUUUUUUAUUAUACAAAGUGAAAAUAAUGUUUUCAUGGUCACAUUUCCAUUAAUAUCCAGAUGAAAAGAAAUCAUAAUUAUGAAUUUUCAUCUAAUGGGAAAAACCUGUGAAACUGUAGUUUAAUACUUUCUGUAAUUUGGUAGAAAACUUGUGAUUUAGUAAUUUUUUUAAAAUAAUGAAAUACCAUAUGAAGCCUGCCACAACUUGCUGGAUUAGCCAUGCGUCAUAGGAUUUAGAUGAUAAAAGUUUGUGCCAUGUCGUAGAUACAUUAUAUUGCCUGAAAAUGGCCAUAUCAAUACUUGACCACCAUAUCAACCUAUGCAGGCACCCAUUGUGUGCAGGUGUAGGUAAAUUAGCUGUGAGGUUACGUUAAAUAAUUCCACUGUUAUGGAACUAGUUUAAUGGUUCUGUCAAAUCAUGUCUUUGUUUUAUAAUUACAGAGUUGUCUUUCACUAACUUCUGAGAAUAUAUAUAAUGCUGUAUAUUUUUUUGCUUGCAAAUUUAGUAUUCCAGAAUAUAAUAUAGGUUACUUCAUGCACAUAAUCUGUGGCCAAAAGUUGAAUUUACUUAAGUGUGCCAAAUAUGAGAUAAGUUUACUUGUGUUAAUAGUUACAAUAGAAGUUAAGCAAAUUUAAAAAAAAUAUUUCUGUUAACAUUGCCAAGUAAUUUAUUAAUAAUUCAUUGUACUAUCAUCAUUGAACAUAGUACCAUUUCAUGGCAUCAUAUCACUACACAUUCUUUUCCUUUCUUCUACAAGUAAUGACAGUUAUUAAAAGAGAGAUAGCAUGCAUAUGCCAAAACACUGCACACACAACUUUUAAAGCUCCUCCUUUAUAAAAUAUAUGUAAAUUUAGGUAUUUUUUCUUCAUAGGGUGAAUUUUAGAAUGGAGUUAGAACAUAUCCAUGUAUAUCAGGCUGAUAUCUUCCUUGAACAGGAGUAUCUGAGACAUGUGUACAUAUUCAUUUAAUUUCUUUUAUAUCUCUCCCUCUAGGUCUCAAGGGAUUACAGAACUUAUCCUUUUCCUAACAUACUCUCUGAAGGUCAUAAGUUAGGUCAUAUGUAACACAGCUGAAAUAAAAAAAUUUUGUGGUUUAAUUUCAUAUACAUUGUAUGCAUUUUUUAAAUUAUGUCAUCAUGGAUUUAAUAUGAAUAAUAGUAACAUACUGGAAGAAUUCCUUACCUGAUCAGAUCAACAUAGCUGUCGACAAUUUACAUGUGCUUUUCUUUUGUAUCUCAUGUACUUACAUCAGUACAUCAGUACAAGUUAAAGUGGAGAAUAGUUAGAAUUAUGACUCAAUAUUGAAAUAUAGAAUGGGGAUAUAGUUGCAAUUUUAAGAUGUUUUGUUGUUUAUUUACCUCACAUUGAAUACUGAACAGCAUGGGAUACAAAUAAAGAAUCAAAGGGUAUAUUACUUAAGAACUGCUAAUCACAUAUCAACACUGGGAAGAAUGAUAUACUUUUGGAGAGAUUUCCCAAUAUAUACUGUGCAUAUCAGUUUACAGUGAGGUAUAACUAUUUAUCACUGCUCUUCUUCAUAUCACCUCUGCUGGAUCCAAAGUACUGAAAAUAUUUCUGCCAGCCAAACUUUCCAAUGGAUAAUCCUUUAUAUUGAUACAUUUCACAAAAUCCACAUUCUGAUAGUUAUUAGGACAUUCAGCAAUAUUUUUAAAUAUUGCUGAAUUGUUGCUGAGAAUAGAAAAUUUUCCUGCCAUGCUGUCAUUCAUGGUAAUAUAGGCCACAGUGUUCUUAUUACAUAGUUAAAGAAAUAGAAAAAUUUACUCAUUAGUAUAAUACUGAGAAAGUUCUGCAAAUGUUAUGAUAGUAGGCAUUUACGUAAAUUUAAUAUUGCUUAAAAUGCUUUUUAUAUCCAUUAUAAUCUUGCAGUAAAUCUCAUUAUAGGAUUGAAAUAAUAACAAUGUGUCUACAUAGCAAAAAGUGUUCAAGCUAUGCAUGUCUUUAAGUAGCUGUAAUGUUCAGUAUGUGUGUCUCAUGUUAAAUUUUAUAUCAACUUCACAUAAAGCUUCCAGUUAUGAGUGAUACAUGUCAUGUAUGUAUUUCUAAGGCAAUCAUAAAGUUGAAGUGACUAUAAACAAAACAGCAUUAGUGAUACAUGUCAUGUAUUUAUUUCUAAAGCAAUUAUAAAGCCAAAGUGGCCAUAAGGGAAGAAGCAUUAAUUUGGUUAUUUUUACUAAAGUUGGACUAACAAAACAUGUAUGCAGGUAAAUAUUUUUUAUCACACAUGUUCACUCCAUCAUGUGGAGCUUAAGCAUGCAAUGAGGCAGUGGCAACUAACAUUUUUCAUUGUGCCUGGUAUUCUCAAAGUUGUAUGAGAAAAUUAUUUUAAUGGAAAUUGAAUUUUUAUAGCAAAAAAUAUACCGUUUUUUUAAUAAUAAAUUAAAAAAUCUUGCUAAGGAACCAAAUUUUAGAUAUGUUUACUCAAUUAUUCUCAACUUUGAUAGUUUGAUGGAACAGUUUGCGAGUGCACCACUAUCCUUUUAUUGGGUAAACAUAUUAAAGAAUAAACAGUUAUCUCUAACCAGUUUAGGAAUGCUGUAACAGUUUUUGUUCUGGCAAAAAUGCAUGAAGUGUGUGAUGAAUGAUUCCAUUGGCAGCACUCAGUGGAUUAAUAAAACUCAGUUUUAAAACUUGAGAAAUGUGAAAUUAAAGCCUUUUCUACUCAUCUUUAUAGCCAAAAAAAAUUAUGAUCAUCAUUAUAUUCCUAGUCACUGUGGUCUAUGCAUUGUUUCUUUCUAAUGUUAAAACAGAUAUUGCAUUGUAAAGUAUAGAAGUAUGAGAAAAAUGUCUUACCCAAUGGUAGCUGGGCCAAACCUGAGACAUACUGGGGCAGGCACAGGACCUUAUGUUCAGUAUGCAAAUGACCAUUGGUUUGUUUGCAUGGUCAUGCACUGUGUUUUCUUCUGAUUGUUAUUAUUUUCUAUGGUGCGAUAUUAAUAAUAAUAAUAAUAAUAAUAAUAAUAAUAAUAAUAAUAAUAAUAAUAAUAACAACAACAACAAAUAAUAUUAAUAAUAAUGAUGAUAUAAAAUUAGCACUAUUGACAUGCUGCAUUUGUGUCAUAUAUAAUGUUUACAAAUUAUUCUGGGAAGCAGGUUUGUAAGAGUUACCUGUAUUUCAUUUUACAUGGCAAUCCAGUACCUAAACCAAUUAUCAAUAACUUCACCUUGAGCUUCUAAAGCUGGGUUCACACAGGUUAAUUUUUAUGGAUUCUAUCUGUUUACUAUCCAGCAAUGAUGUCAGAAAAACAGAGUCUUCACUGAACUGAAGGGUUGACCACCAUCUAUCCAUAUCCAUUGUUUAUCAUCAUGGCUGCAUAGAGAAGAGACCUCCUUGACAAGGAAUUUGUAUUUCUUGUCAGCUUGCUGCUCACAGCUGACAAAGCCAGUGAGGCUAAUGAGGAGAACAGUGCAUUUAUUGGACACUAAAAAAAUAUAAGUAACUUUUACAUGCUAGUGAAUCCUUCAAGACACAGUGGGGGCAGUAGUGUCUGGCAUAUCAAUGCACAGUAUAGUGGAGAAGGUUAUACUAGUAUUUUCCAGUUGUCUGGUUGUCAGUUAUUAAUACACUGUCAUUACCAUAGCUGCUGAAUGAGGUAUGUGCAUGGCUGCAGUUUGCUGGGCUGAAACCAGUCCAGUCCAUCAAUGUGGUUGUGGUGUUGUCGCUUCUCUCACUGGGACUAUGGUCCUCCUCUUUUUCCAUGAACAUUGUAAAAAAAUGUAUAAUAUAGCAUUAUUACACUACAAAGAUGUAAUUCUAUAAUUUUUUAUUAUGUACUUGAAUAUCACACCCAGAACAUUAGAAAUAUUAGUACGUGCAACAUUGUGCCCAUCUCUCUGUACAUUGUUAAACUCAUUUCAUCUCUUCCACUCACUGGUGUCCCCUCAAGCAGAGGCAGAAACAGAGUCAGGUUCCCUCUACAGUUGCUUGAAUGGACAUGGUGGUGAUGUCAUUGUUGGAUGGUGUACAGAGACGUAAUUCAUAAAAACAGACCAAUGUGAACCUGGUCUUAGACACAGGAUGAUUUUUUAUUUGUGUUUAUGUGUGUGUGUGUGUGUGUGUGUGUGUGUGUGUGUGUGUGUGUGUGUGUGUGUGUGUGUGUGUGUGUGUGUGUGUGUGUGUGUGUGUAUUUACCUAGUUGUAUUUACCUAUUUGUAUUGUACAGGGCAUGAGCCAAAACUCAUUUUGUUCUGUCUCCAUAGCCAUAUUUAUCCAGUUUCUUUUUAAAAAUGUGCACUGUUUGCCACAACCACCUCUUCCUUCAGAUCAUUCCAGAUUUCAUUAGUUUAAUACGGGAAGCUGCAUUUCAUGAUGUUGCUCGAACAUCCACUCUUCUUUAUUUUCUUCCCAUGCCCCCUCAUCUGUCUCUCUCCCUCCUCCAUCUGUAGUACCAAGGCAUUUCUGUCUAUUCUUUCUAUAUUGUUUACUAAUUUGUACAUUGGUCUCCUCUUCCUCUUCUCUCUUGUAGUGUUGGUAAUCCCAUCUCUUUGAGUCUUUCUUCAUAGUUUAAGUCUUUCAAUUCUGGUACCAUUUUUGUCACUAUCCUCUGUAUUCUUUCCAGUUUUAAUAUGUUUUUUUUUUCUAUGUGGAGCCCAAACUACUGCUGUAUAUUCCAGUUCAGGUAAUAUCAUGCUUGUUAUAAUUUUUCCAUCAUUUCUUUAUCUAAAUAGUUUAAUGCCACCCUAAUAUUUUUUAACAAGCUGUGUGUGUGUGUGUGUGUGUGUGUGUGUGUGUGUGUGUGUGUGUGUGUGUGUGUGUAAUUACCUAGUUGUGUCAUGCAGGAAAGAAGCUAUGCUCUUACUGUCCCACCUCUGUAUCUCUUAUCAUCUAACUUGGCCUUGAAAUUAUGAAUAGUUUUUGCUUGCACCACAUCCUUGUUUAAACAGUUCCAUGUAUCAACUGCUCUUUGCAGAAAACUAUUUUUUUUAUAUCUCUUCUACAAAUUUCUUUUUUCAGCUUCUUUCUGUCAUCUAGUGUCUCUUGCAUCCUACAUCACAAUAUUGUUGUUUUCCAGUCCUUCCAUUAGUCUAUAUAUUGCAAUUAAGUCUCUACCUUCUUUGUUCCAGAGUUGGAAGGUUUAUUUUUUCUUGUCUCUUUUUGUAUGUCUCAUCAUUUAAUGCUGGGAUCAUCUUUGUUGUUGCUCUUUAUAUUCUCUCUAGUUUCCUGAUAUGUUUCUGUAUAUGUAUAUAUUAUUUGUGUAUGUGUGUGUGUGUGUGUGUGUGUGUGUGUGUGUGUGUGUGUGUGUGUGUGUGUGUGUGUGUGCGUGUGUGUGUGUGUGUAUUUACCUAGUUGUAAUUUACAGGGCCUGAGCUAUGCUCAUGUGGUCCCGUCUCCAUAUCUACACCUGUCCAACUUUUCCUUAAAGCUCUGCACACUCAUUGCUGAUACUACCUCCUCACUUAGCUUCUUCCACACUUCUGUAUUUCCCUGUGGGAAACUAUAUUUUUUUAUGUUACUUGAGCAUCUUCCUUUUCUUAGUUUUUGUUGUGCCCUUAUGUGAAUCUGGUAUUUCCUUCUUCUCCUUGCAGUAGUUUCUCACUAUCAGUUUCCUCCACUCCAUUCUGCAGUUUAUAUAUCAUUAAUAAAUCUCCCCUUUUUCUUCUUUGUUCCAAUGUUGGCAGAUUAAUUUCCUUUAACUUUUUUUCAUUUGUUCAUUCUUUCAGUUUUGGGACCAUCUUCAUUGCCAUCCUUUGUAUCCUUUCUAUUUUUUUUAUAUGUUUCUUCUUAUGGGGAGACCACACUGAUUCAGUAUAUUUCAACUUUGGUCUAAUCAUAGUGGUAAUUAUUUUUCUCAUCAUAUCUUUAUCUAUGUAGUGGAAUGCUGGCCCAAUAUUUCUCACAAUUUUAUGUGUAUCUCUGAAUAUCUUUUCAACAUGCUUCUCUGAUUGUUGACUAUCCUCUAUUAUCACUCCCAAAUCUUUCUCUUCUUAAACUUUUAUUAUUUCCUCAUUUCUCAUUUUAUAUGUCCAUUUUGGUCUCUUCACUUUUCCCAUUUCCAUUACAUGACAUUUUUCACAUUCAAUUCUGGUGCCAUUUUUGUCGCUAUCCUGUGUAUUCUUUCCAGUUUUCAUAUGUCUUUUUUUUUCUAUGUGGAGCCCAACCUACUGCUGUGUAUUCCAAUUUAGGAUGUAUCAUGCUUGUUAUAAUUUUCUUCAUAGUUUCUUUAUUUAGAUAGUUAAAUACCACAUUAAUGUUUGUUAACAAGCUGUAUGUAGAGCUGAAUAUCCCAUUUCUGUGUCUUUCAGGUGAUAGUGUGUCUUGAAUCAUUACUCCCAAAUAUUUUUCUUCAUUACUUUUCAUGAUUAUUUCUCCUCCCAUUUUGUACUUCCAUGAAAGUCUCUUUUUACUUUUCCCUAUUUCCAACAUGUGGCAUUUUCUGGUGUUAAAUUCUAAUUUCCAUCUUUGGCUCCAUGCAUGUAUCUUGUCAGUCAUUUUCAUCCUUUAUUAUUUUCAUUAUUUUUGCAUCAUCAGCAAACAGGUUUGUAUAACUAUUUAGAUCCUCUGUCAUAUCAUUUACAUAUAUUUUGUAAUAUAAUAGGUGCGAACACAAAUCCUUGCGGUACUCAACUUGUCACUCUGCGCCAGCUUGAAUUAGUAUCUGAUCACUGUUCUCAUUUCCCUCCCUUGUAAAUGAUCCUCCAUCCAUUUCAAUGUUGCUCCCUUUAGUCCUCCUCCAUUCUCUAGCUUCCACAUAAGGCUUUUGUGGGGAACUUUACCAAAUGCUUUUUUGAGAUCAUGGUAUACUGUAUCAAUCCAUCCAUCCCUCUCUUACACUCCAUCUAUGAGUAUUACUCUUGUAUAGAAGCUCAGUAGAUUUGUGACACAGGAUCUACCUUUCCUGAAACUGCUUUUCUGUAAUUAUCGUUUCAUCUUCUAGAUAUUCCACCCAUCUGUCUUUAAUUACUAUUCCACAAAGCUUGCUUACAAUACUUGUUAGUGACACUGGUCUAUAAUUUAAUGGUUCCAUUUUAUUUCCCCCUUUGUAUAUUGACAUUAUGUUAGCUUUUUUCCAUUCCCUUGGUACUUUUCCUUCUCUCAACAAGCUGUUAAUUAUAUACCACAUGGGUUCUAACAUUUGUUCUCUACAUUUUUUCAUUAUCCAUCUGUUUACCUGGUCUGGUCCCAUAGCUUUUUCUAACAUCCAACUCUUUCAGCAGUUUCUUGAUUUCUUGUCUCUUUACUUGUAUCUCUUGUAUUCUCCCAUUCUGUGAUACCACUUUCAGUGCCACAAGUUUAGUUUCCUUUGUAAACACAGAUUGAAAACUCAUUCAUUAGUUCACUCAUCUCCUCAGUAGUUUCAUAAAUUCUUCCUAUCCUUUUUAACUUGCUUAUGCCAUCCUUAUAUUUCAUUUUCCUGUUACAUAUCUGUAGAAGAGUGGGUUUUUCCCUUGCAUUUUCUUACUAUGUCACUUUUAAAGUUUCUUCUCAUCUUACUAUACUAUAUUCAUUCUUUUCCUUUCUAUAUUCUUCUCUAGCAUUUCUGUUCAGUUGUCUCAUCAUUUUCUUCCAUGGCCUGUCCUUUUUUCUUUUUUGCUUCUACACACCUGACAUUAUACUAUUCAUGUUUCCCAAUCUUUCACCUUAUAACUUGGCACAAACUGUUGCACCCCCUCGCUAUACUUGCUAAAAAAUAUCUCAUAUUUUUCUUGCACUACUUUACCUUCAAAUAGUUGUUUCCAGUUAAUUUUUCCAAAAAAAUUAUUAAGUUCUGUAAGGUUUGCCUUAGCAUAAUUCUGUCUCCCAUUUCUGCAUUGUUCUUUCCUGAGCAACACUUUUCCUCCUUUGGUACUACUUCUAUCAUCACAUGAUCACUUCUUACCAUUGGACUCAGACAAUGUAUACUUGGCCUGCUUUCUGUGUUUUUUGUAAACACUAAGUCCAACUGUGAUAGUUCUUCUCUGCAUCUUGUAGGCUCAUUUACCUAUUGUCUCAGAGUAUUCACCAUCAUGGUUUGCAUAAGAUCUUCGCUCCAUGACUCAACACUUUUCUUCCACUUUCAUCUCCUCCCAGUUAAUUCCUUUAGUGUUGAAGUUGCUACUAAGAGCACUUUGUCACUUUUUCUUGUCAUUUCCUCUAUGUUAUUUUUUGUUUCUAGUUGCAUACUUUUAAAUUUAUUGGUCUCCCAUGCAUUAGUUUUUGGUGGUGUCACACUGAUUUUCCUUUUUUCACUUCCUUUGAUUUAAUCACAAUACUCAGUGUUUCCAUCAUUCCAUCACCAUAUUCCACUUCCUUAACAACAAUAACCUCCUUUACCAAUAUCAUCACUCCUCCUCCUCCCUUUCCUUUUGUGUCUCUCCUCCAUGUGCUAUAUCCUUCCUUGCAAAUCCCAACUUUAUUUCCUCCUUUAGUUUGGUUUCUGUCAAACAUACCACAUCUGCUUUAUUGUUCUUUAAGUUCCAUUAUUGUUCUUUUAAGUUCCAAUAGGCUUGACACCAAACCAUCUACAUUAGUAUGCAUAAUCAUUAAACUUCUGCUUGGUGAUCUUAUGUGGCCUCUUUGUGCUAUCAUUUCCUUAUUUUCAUGUCCACAACUUUCUGGGUGAAUCUUGUUGCUUGUUCCUGUGUUCUCUCAUUUUUUUAUGGGCUUCUCUCAAUUCAGUUUACUUGUCUCUUCUUUGUUCAUGUCUCUUUUUAUCCAUAUUUCCUCCAUUCCUUCUACUUUUGCCAAUUUUCCUGUUCUUUGCAAGAGGUUCUGCUGCUGUUUGUGACAUAAAUCUUAUUUUCAUUGGUCUUAUUCCAUUUUUUUUGUACUUUCCAAUCCUGUAAACCUCUUUAAUUUGUUUAUCCCCCCUCUUUUCUCCACCACUUCUGUUAUAAUUUCCUUAGCCCUUUUCACUUCUUUCUCAUUAGCUAUUUUCACAGAUAGGUUCUUCUCCUUAACCCAAAAUUCCACCACACACAUCUAUCUCUGUACCAUGCCUCUCACAAGAUUACUUUUUUCUUUUAUUAUUUUAAUCACUUGCUUUUCCAUAUCCUUCUUGUGUUCCUGUUGUUGUUACCUUAUUAUCUCUCUCUUAUUGUUCUCUCUCUUCUUUCCAACUUUUGGCUUUCUCUGUCACUAACUCUCACUUCUCCAACCAUAUCCUCUCUCUCUAGCAAAAUUUUCUUUAACUUUUCGUUCUUUUCCUUGAGUUUCUUAAUUUUUUCACAGUAAUUCUUGUUUAAGUCCAGUGUUUUAGUCACUUCUUCUCUCAGUUCUUUGUUUUCUUUUUCUCUUUCCAUCUCUCUCUUUUUCAUCUCUAUUAUAUCACUGGAUAUCUUUUUAACAUUGUCACCACCCACUUCUCUUUUUUCUUUCCACGCCUUUAUCAUCACUGUUAAGCUACAUAUUACUUCUCGUAUUUUCACAUUUUCUUCUUUAAUUUUCCACAUUCGUUUAUUUGUGUGAGCUACACUGAGUUCCUCUUCCUUGAAGCCCUCAGAAAUAUUUGGGUUCAUGUCAGUUGUCAUCUUCCCUGUUGAUAACACUGACCACCAGUAUUUACUGUGUGUGUGUGUGUGUGUGUGUGUGUGUGUGUGUGUGUGUGUGUGUGUGUGUGUUUACCUAGUUGUGGUUUAUGGGAGGGGAGUAAUUUCAUAGUAUCCCGUCUCCAUAUCUAUUCAGUUUGGUCUUAAAAGCAUGGAUAGUUACAGCACUGACAACGUCUUCACUGAGUUCAUUCCAUUUGUUCACACUUCUGUGAGAAAAACUAUACUAUUUGAUGUCUCUUCUACAGUUUACUUUCUUGAACCUCUUACUGUGUCCCCUUUUACUCUGUGUAUCUAAAGUUAUAAAACAUUCUUUGUCCACAUUUUCCAUACCAUUUAUAAUUCUAUAGAUGUUUAUUAAAUCCCCUCUCUCUCUCCUAUUUUCAAGGGUAGGAAUUUCCAACAUUCUUAGUCUCUCUUCAUAGGUUGACUUACUCAACUCCAGAACCAUCUAGUGACUGCUCUUUGUACUCUUUCUAAUUUUAUAAUAUUCCUCUUUAUAUGAGGAGACCACACCACUUCCGCAUAUUCCAAUAUUGGUCUUAUCAUGGAAAUCAACAACUUUUUUAUCAUUCUUUCAUCUAAAUAUGAGAAUGACAUUCUUAUUCUUUUUAACAAAUUCAUUGUCUCCAGUAAUUUUAUCAAUGUGUCUGUCUGGAGUCAAAUUUUCAGUAACUGUUACUCCCAAAUCCAUUUCCUCUUUUGAUUUCUGUAACUUCACACCAUCCAUCUCAUAAUGAUAUUGUAUUCUUUUCUUACUCUUACCAAACUCCAUUACUUUACAUUUACUUAAAUUGAAUUCCAUCUGCCAAGAUUUACUCCAUUAUUUAAAUAAUCUUGCAGUAUCAUACAGUCAUUUACAUUUUCUACCCUUCUCAUCAGCUUAGCAUCAUCUGCAAAUAAGUUCAUAUAACUGUCUAUUUCUUCAUUUAUGUCAUUCACAUAUAUUACAAACAUUAUCAGUCCCAACACUGACCCCUGUGGGACACCACCAGUUACUUUCAGCCAAGAUGGAUUCUGGUCUUGUAUUACUGUUCUCAUCUCUCUAUCAUCCACAUAAUCCUCCAUCCACUCCAGCAGUCUUCCUCCAAUUUUUCCAUAUUUUUUUUAUCUUCCAUAGCAAUCUUUGGUGUGGUACUUUGUCAAAUGCUUUCUUCAAGUCUAAGUAGACACCAUCCACCCAUCCGUCUCUCUCUCUUGCACAAUAUCUACUACUCUUGAAUAAAAGGACAAUAAGUUCAUGGACCAUGAUCUAACCCGUCCUAAAUCCAAAUUGACAAUUUACCAAAACUUUAUCUCUUUCCAAGUGUUCCAUCCAUCUUUCCUUUAUUGUUCUUUCUCAUAGUGUGUGUGUGUGUGUGUGUGUGUGUGUGUGUGUGUGUGUGUGUGUGUGUGUGUGUGUGUGUGUGUUCUAAAUCAUAAAAUAGGAAUUAAAAUUUUCAGAAUUUGUCACCUCAUUUGCAAAAAAAAUAGAUUGAAAUUACAAGAUAAUGCCAUGAUCAAGGAACUAAGGAACUUUUACCAUAUAUUGAACAAAAAUGUAAUUGGUGUGAAGUGGUAUGCAUUUUCACAUACUGCUCUUUCCAAGUAAAUCAUCAUUGCCCAUGAUCUAUCUUAUAAUCACAGAUCACACAUUUUGUGAAACCUAUGGAUAGGAAGUAAUAGACUAAAGAUGACAAAUUAAUGUGGUACUCUUAAAAUCUUAUAAACAUGUUUGCAAUGCAGAAAGGCUUAUGAGAGUAGAAUAUUUGGAUUCUCAGGUGGUAAACAAAAGAUGGGGAUUUCAGGUUUUAAAAAGGAAUUUAUGAAUUAUAUCAUUUGAAGGAUACAUAUAGUUCUCUGAAACUUACUGUACUUUUUUUUUUCAACUUAAAGCAAUGUACAAAAAAGAUGAAAGAAUUUGGGAUUAUCAGUAGUUGAGAAACUUAUGGAAAUGAUAUUUCUUAUCUUGAAAAAAAUAUGUAGCAAAUAAAUGAAGCUCUUUACUUUGUGUAAGUGAAAUCAAUAAGUUAUAUUUAUGUACAUUUUGUUUUCAGACAUCUGAUUUCAAUUAACUUAAAUCCUGCAAUGAAUUAGAAAGGCAAGCUUUUCAUGAUGAAACAUGUAUUUUUUUUUUUU
Messenger RNA from Scylla paramamosain (green mud crab), 15345 nucleotides. RefSeq lists its product as uncharacterized. The record is from RefSeq and is a predicted model, not a curated record. Gene Ontology annotation, cellular component: nucleus. Gene Ontology annotation, biological process: regulation of transcription by RNA polymerase II. Gene Ontology annotation, molecular function: protein binding. The transcript has 7 exons. The coding region runs from base 523 to 2616 and encodes 697 amino acids. Lineage: Eukaryota; Metazoa; Arthropoda; Malacostraca; Decapoda; Portunidae.